Molecule: messenger RNA, 2426 nt
Organism: Lepus europaeus (European hare)
Lineage: Eukaryota; Metazoa; Chordata; Mammalia; Lagomorpha; Leporidae
Gene: PPME1
Product: protein phosphatase methylesterase 1
Exons: 14
Coding region: 134-1294 (386 amino acids)
Biological process (GO): protein demethylation
Molecular function (GO): protein methylesterase activity
Source: RefSeq, a predicted model, not a curated record
UAGGCGGUGCUGCCGGUAGCUGGGUGCUGUCCAAAGGCGACGGGACGUCGUUGGGGGAGCGAGCUGUGACCGGCUGGGCCGCACUUAACGUGGGAAGAAGCUUCGACUACUGUUUGCGUGCGGCCUUCCCUUGAUGUCGGCCCUCGAGAAGAGCAUGCACCUCGGCCGCCUGCCCUCUCGCCCUCCGCUUCCCGGCAGCGGGGGCAGUCAGAGCGGAGCCAAGAUGCGGAUGGGCCCUGGAAGAAAACGAGACUUUUCCCCUGUUCCUUGGAGUCAGUACUUUGAGUCCAUGGAAGAUGUGGAAGUAGAGAAUGAAACUGGCAAAGAUACUUUUCGAGUUUACAAGAGUGGUUCAGAGGGUCCAGUCCUGCUCCUUCUGCAUGGAGGAGGCCAUUCUGCCCUGUCCUGGGCUGUGUUCACGGCAGCAAUCAUUAGUAGAGUUCAAUGUAGAAUUGUGGCUUUGGAUCUGCGAAGUCAUGGUGAAACAAAAGUCAAGAAUUCUGAAGACCUGUCUGCAGAAACAAUGGCAAAAGAUGUUGGCAAUGUGGUUGAAGCCAUGUAUGGGGACCUUCCUCCUCCAAUUAUGCUGAUUGGGCAUAGCAUGGGUGGUGCCAUUGCAGUCCAUACAGCAUCAUCCAACCUUGUGCCAAGUCUUCUGGGUCUGUGCAUGAUUGAUGUUGUGGAAGGUACAGCCAUGGAUGCACUUAAUAGCAUGCAGAAUUUCUUACGUGGUCGUCCUAAAACUUUCAAGUCUUUGGAGAAUGCUAUUGAAUGGAGUGUGAAGAGUGGCCAAAUUCGAAAUCUGGAAUCUGCUCGGGUCUCCAUGGUUGGCCAAGUCAAACAGUGUGAAGGAAUUACAAGUCCAGAAGGCUCAAAAUCUAUAGUGGAAGGAAUCAUAGAGGAAGAAGAAGAAGAUGAAGAAGGAAGUGAGUCAGUAAACAAGAGGAAAAAGGAAGACGACAUGGAGACCAAGAAAGACCAUCCAUACACCUGGAGAAUUGAACUGGCAAAAACAGAAAAGUACUGGGAUGGCUGGUUUCGAGGCUUAUCCAAUCUCUUUCUUAGUUGCCCUAUUCCUAAAUUGCUGCUCUUGGCUGGUGUUGAUAGGUUGGACAAAGAUUUGACCAUUGGCCAGAUGCAAGGGAAGUUCCAGAUGCAGGUCCUGCCCCAGUGUGGCCAUGCAGUCCAUGAGGAUGCCCCUGACAAGGUAGCUGAAGCUGUUGCCACUUUCUUGAUCCGGCACAGGUUCGCAGAGCCCAUCGGAGGGUUCCAGUGUGUGUUUCCUGGCUGUUAGUGACCUGCUCACCACCCCUCCCUCAGCAUCGAGCUCUGUUGUAAAUACAUCGCACCAGAGGCCACUGUGAUGCCGCUGUCUCCUCACCAUCCUGCCCGGCCACGUGACACCGGCUCCCUGUAGACGGGCAUUCCCAGUUGUACAAACCGUUCUGUGUAUUCCUGCCAAAAGCAUUGUUUUUCAGGGUCCCCAGCUGUUCCCCUUUCUCUGCACAGGGCCCAGCCCUGCCUUGCCUGGGAUGAAUCCUCUGGAGCUGCUACCCUGGGCCACAUUCCUGGCAUCUGGCAGUGCACAUGGGUCCCAGUGUCUCCAGACUCAGGGACCUCCAUUCCUUGAGAGUGUUCUUGGCAUGGUCCUGCCCUCCCUCCUCGGGUAGAAAAUGCACAAGGUGGUCCCUGUUUUUCCCUUUAAAAUAAAACACCAGUCAGGUACCUUUUUAUCCCAGUCUUAACACUUCCAGGUUUGGAAAACCCAGAGGCCAGGCUUCCAUCCUUAGGUACAGGGAGGGGUAGUGGAUAGAUAGUAUCCAAGAAACCAGCCUGAAAGUCAGGCCAGCCAGUCCAAGCACAUAGCCUCCCACUGGGAGAGCCCCCUGUCCCACUCCCCCACGUCUGGGCACCUGUCCUGGGCUGAGGCCAGGCUGCUCUAGGGGCCUCUUGAGCCCUCAACUGUUGCUGAGCAACCCAGGUUCAGUACAGCCCAUGCACAAAGCCACAGGCUAAAGCCUGGGGAGUUGUUUUUUAAUAAAUUUAACCAUUUCCAUAGUUGGUUCCUGGAGGUGUGCAGAGUGCCCGCUUGCCUCUUCUAGCCCCACCGUCUCUUGUGGCCAUUUGUGGUUUCCCUGUCACUCUACAAUACAGUCCAGCAGUCCCAGUCUUGUCCUCUUCCAGCUGCGUCACUCCACUGUGGCCUCCCCUGCUACCCAGGCACGCUGUUUCCAAGGGUAGGGAGGGGCUGUCUCCUGCAGCCCAUCUUUUCUGUGCCUGUCUUAGGUGAGGUGUAGCCCCUUCCACGUUUCCAUCCAACAACUUCCUGUCCUGUCCUGCUGCACGGUCCGGAGUCUGGGACCCACUUUGUUUCUUUGUUAUUUAUGACCUUGUUUAAAGAAAAUAAAUAUCUCCCAACCUUUAUU